Dichomitus squalens LYAD-421 SS1 is the source of this 519-nucleotide messenger RNA. RefSeq lists its product as uncharacterized. The transcript has a single exon. Gene Ontology annotation, biological process: intracellular protein transport. Gene Ontology annotation, cellular component: mitochondrial outer membrane. NCBI's taxonomy places the organism in Eukaryota, Fungi, Basidiomycota, Agaricomycetes, Polyporales, Polyporaceae. The record is from RefSeq and is a predicted model, not a curated record. Bases 1 to 519 code for a protein of 172 amino acids.
AUGGUCAAGGUCGAGAUCGUCGAAGAGAAGGAGCAGGACUCCCGCUCCCCUUACUCCUCCCCUUCCUCGUCUCGCACGUCAUCGUCCGUCUCUCUCUCCUCCGUCGGCUCCGAGCUCGACGGCGAGGAGUCAUUCUACGAGCGUAUCGUCGCCCUAGCAGACAUCAUUCCGCCCACCACGCGCCAGAGCAUCUCUACCAAGCUCGGCAACACCGUCGGUGCGCUCAAGACGACCGGCAAGGUCGUCGGCAACCUCGUCUGGAUUGUCACCACCUCCGCCCUCCUCAUUGGCCUGCCCCUCGCGCUCGUGCUCGAGGACGAGGCCAAGAUCGUGCAGCAGGAGAAGGAGAUGCUCGCCCAACAGCAGGGCGCGCAGGUGCGUCUCAUUCCGCCAGAUACUCUAUUUGACCGUCUGACGUGUACUCCGACACUGACAAUAUCUGUCCAGAUGCUCGCGCCCCCUGGCUCCUUGUACCCUCAGCCAGGCCAGCCGCAAAACCCGCCCAAGUCACCACUCUGA